AUGUCAUCCAGAGGCCGUGGUAGAGGAAGCCGAGGUGGUAGUUCCGCUCCUCGUGGAGGUCGUGGUCGCGGAGGCGCCCCUCCGAUGGGCACGCCCGUGGUUAGCUCGCAUAUUCAAACUGUCGGCGUUCGACGUCCAGACUUUGGGAGUAGCGGACGCUCGCUUCCAAUUUUCGUUAAUUCAUUCGUGACGACUAUACCAGACGGGCUCAUAUACCAUUAUGAUGUUAUCUCUCCAUCGGAGAAGACUCUGCCGAUGCGUUUGAAUAUGGACCUCAUUAAACAUCUUCAGAUGGUCAUAGCUCCUCAAAUAUUUACGCCUCGUGGUGUGUAUGAUGGGAGGAAGAAUAUGUUCAUUGCUCGGGAACUGCCCUUUGGCGACUCGGGCUCCCAGGAGUUCGACGUCAGCCUUACAGAGAAUAGAGGAGAGGCCGCAGGACGUGGGCCGCGUGUCUACAAGAUACGUUUGAUGAAAGUGGCUGAAAUCAACCCAGAAGUCCUUCGGCGAUUCAUACAAGGAGCCCAAUCACACGACAACUCGGUGCUGACAGCAAUUACGGCGUUGAAUGUGGUCAUUCGUAUGGAGCCUACCAUGAAGUACCCCUUCAAUGUACGGUCCUUUUUCACGAACAAAGAGGUUCAAGACAUUGGUUCUGGUCUCGAACUGUGGCGAGGCUACUUUCAAUCUGUGCGGCCCGGUAUCAACAAAAUGCUCAUCAAUGUCGACAUUUCAACGGGCACGAUGUACAAAAGCGGUGCACUUUUGGACGUUUGCCUCGAAUACGUUGGCAAACGCGAUCCCAAUGCCCUUGCUCCCCGACGUGGUCUCCCAGACCGAGAACGACUUCGACUUCAGCGUUUCAUCACCAAUCUUCGCGUCAAUACCAAACAUCCCAGUCAGGAAGGUACCAUUCGGGAGAUCCCCCGCGUCAUAAAAAAACUCAGUGCCGCCGGCGCUCGCGACCUCACGUUUACAAUGCGUGAAGGCAACUCCAUGACUGUCGCAGAGUACUUCCAUAAGACCCAGAAUCGACCCCUCCAGUUCCCUGAUGUCAUUUGCGUUGAAGUUGGUUCAGGAGCUUUAAUUCCGCUGGAAUUGUGCACUGUGCCCCCGGGUCAGAUUAUGAGGAAACAAGUACCUCCCGAAAAGACCAAGGCCGUUAUCGACUUUGCCACAAAGAGGCCGGCCGCUAGGCUGGACAGUAUUCGGAAGGGUCUUGCUGUACUGGACUAUGGGCAAUCGGAAUACAUUCGCCAAUUCGGCAUGUCCGUUGAUUCAGCUCAAGGCCCCCUUCGAAUGCAAGCACGCGUUCUUCCUCCACCUAAACUUAGGUACGGCGCGGGUAGUAAGCAAGCCAUCAUAACUCCAAGCAAUGGGUCUUGGAAUAUGGUUGACAAACGAUUCGUCAAGCCGGUCUCCAUUGACAGAUGGGUUGUCAUCGUUUACGAACAACAGAGACGCUUCGGAGAACAAGCAGCACGCGACAUGGUUGUGGGCCUCAUAGAGAGCUGUCGCGACGUUGGAAUCAAAGUCAAUGACACCGCUCCACUGAUCAAAUGGGAAAAUGGGCAGGGCCGCAUUGCCGAACAACUGCGUGCUGCUGGCCAAGAAGUUGUUGCACGAAUGAAAGCGCCGCCUAACCUCUUGGUCGUUAUUUUGCCGGAAGGUGGAAAUGAUAUUUACACCGCCGUCAAGCAUUUUGGCGAUGUGCUAGUAGGCGUUGCGACGCAAUGUCUGAAAGCAACGAAGUGUUUCCGUGCAAAACCUCAGUACUAUGCCAAUGUCUGCUUGAAGAUCAAUGUCAAGCUCGGUGGUAUCAAUAUGAUCCCGGAACCAGCAUCUGUAUCCGCUCUUACUGACCCUCACAAUCCGACCAUUGUUAUGGGGGCCGAUGUUAUCCACCCAGCUCCUGGGUCCGAUGGAAGGCCCUCGUUUACAGCAUUGGUAGCCAAUGUCGAUUCCGACAGCGCCAAAUACAUUGCAGACAGUCGUGUCCAGACAUCUAGGAAAGAGAUGAUCGAGGACCUGCAAGACAUGGCCAAACAUAUCCUGACUAUGUACAUAUCGUACAGGGAGAGGAUGGAAGGCAAGGGUGCGGCCAACGCCGCACCAAAACGGAUCAUUUUCUAUCGCGAUGGUGUUUCUGAAGGACAGUUUUCUCAAGUCCUCGAUAAAGAAUUGCCAUCCCUCCAAAAGGCAUGCGAGGAACUCAAAAUCAGUCCGAAGAUCACGAUCAUCGUGGUAGGCAAGCGACACCAUGUUCGACUCUUCCCACAAAACGAGCGCGAUGGUGAUCGGUCUGGCAAUUGCCCUGCUGGUACCGUCGUGGACCGAGAGAUCGCACACCCAACUGAAUUUGACUUCUACCUUCAAAGUCACGGAGGCCUUCUUGGUACCAGUCGCCCAGCGCAUUACUCCGUUCUCUACGAUGAGAACAACUUUACCGCCGAUGCGUUGCAGUCCCUCUCUUUCGCCCUCUGUCAUGUCUACGCACGUUCCACACGAUCUGUGUCUAUUCCUGCGCCCGUAUACUAUGCCGACAUAGUUUGUUCUCGUGCGAAGAACCACUACGAUCCACAAGGCACGGUUGACUUCUCUGACUCCGCAACCCAGCUUGAUGAUACAGAGGCCGACAAUUCCCUCGCUGCGUAUAAACGCGGGUUCAAGCCCCUGCAUAAGCUGCAAUCUACCGUCAUGUACUUCUCAGUAAGUGACGUCAAGGACGUGUCUGGUGGAGCAAAGGCUUACAACUCAUCCAGUAAUAUCCCACUUCAGUAA
Molecule: messenger RNA, 2778 nt
Organism: Pleurotus ostreatus (oyster mushroom)
Lineage: Eukaryota; Fungi; Basidiomycota; Agaricomycetes; Agaricales; Pleurotaceae
Exons: 24
Coding region: 1-2778 (925 amino acids)
Molecular function (GO): protein binding; RNA binding
Source: RefSeq, a predicted model, not a curated record